ACGUCUACAAUACCGGGGUUAGUAAAAAAUGGCUUCUCCCAGCGAGAACUGUCAUCGUAAGGUGAAUCGAAUGAAGAACGAGUUAUGAAAAAGGCUAUGAAUACGCCAGAACGCUGGUCCACUGCCUCUUCGGACAGUGAUCUGUCCUCGAUAUUCGGCUCAGAAGGAAGAUGGGAAGGAUUGAGAGCUAAAGACGUUCUUGACUUGUUACAGCAAAGAAUAGCAUUUUUCUACGGUGGUCGCGAUCGAAGAGGAGGACCUAUUAUAACAUUUCCGGCGCGUUCUAGGGCAGCAGAAAUCGAACCUUGUUCUUUGGCUCGAGUUCUCACAUAUCUCGCCAGUUUACCGAGUGAUCAUGAAAGGGAACUUGGUUUCAGUCUUGUGCUGGACAUGCGAGGAUCUACAUGGCCUUCUGUUAAGCCUAUGCUAAAAGCUUUACAGGAGUGUUUUAUUGCUAAGAUUCAUACUGUUUACCUUCUGAAACCUGACGGAUUUUGGGAACGAAGCAGAGUGUCAUUUGGAAGUUCAAAAUUGUUAUUUGAGACUGCCCUCACAUCUCUGGAUGGUCUCGCAAAAUUUAUCGACAUUGAUCAGCUAACUUUAGAUCUGGGAGGUACCUUUAAGUAUGAUCAUUCCAAGUGGAUCAACAUGCGAAUGGCACUGGAAAAAUUUCUGUAUGAGGCCUCAUCGUUAUUAGCCAAGUUAGAAGAAAUUCAAGAUGGCUUAGACAAGGAAGAUUUUUCUGAUACUCUUGAGGGUCUCAAAGAUCAAAUUAAACAUAAUCAACAUGUGAAAAAAUGGAUUAUCAAAGCACCUGUGGAAUUAUUGCAAGAGGAGGGGGAAAAAAUUCGCAAUACUAUAAAAAAUCCAAGCUAUGAAGACUCUGAAGAUAGUUUAACGGAGGAUGAUGUGAAGAAAGCAGAGCUACAGAUACAGGAAUUAGUGGAAGGCUUGCAUACCAAGAGGCAAAAGUUGAGGGAAUUAUGGAACUUGCGGAAGAUGAGACUGGAUCAGUGUUUCCAGUACCGUGUUUUCCAACAAGAUGCUGAGAAGAUGCUGGUAUGGAUAAGGGAGAAUCAUCAGGAGUUUUUACUGAAUUAUGCCGAAAUUGGAAAUGAUACAACCUCUGCUGAUGAACUUCAAGAAGAGCAUCGAAAUUUCCAAGGCAGUUGUAUGAGUGUUUACACCAAUAUCAGCCGUGUGCUAGAAGUGGCUGACCAACUGAGCGAGGCUGUACACUAUGAAUCAGACAGAAUCGAAGCUUUAGCACAGGCUGUUAGUCGCGAGUGGAAAUCAUUUGAUAUGAACAUAAAUCAGCGGAGUUGUUUGCUAGCAUGCUCAGUUGCAUAUCACAAACACAGUGAAGAGUUUCUUCACAAUGUGAAACUCUGGCAAGGAAAGCUUCAAAAUGAUGAAUACCUGGAUAUCAAGGAAGUUGCUGAAGUAGAAAACUUAUUAACAGAUCUAAAUGAUUUACGGCAAGAAAUUGAAGAUUCAUUUGAGACUGUUAGCUCAGACAGCAAGGCACUGCUAGCAGAACUCCAAAAAAAUCCUGUUCAUGUGGAUAAUCAGUUUCUGAAAAAUCCUCAGUUUUCUGAAGAAGCUGGAUCCCAUGUGAUGGACAUUUACCUGGAAGUUCACGAGCAGCACAGACAAUUAGGAAUGUUAUGGGAAAAGCACAAGGCAAGACUUAAAGAAUAUUUACACCUGUGUAUGUUUGAUCAGGACAGCUCCCAGGUUAUAAAAUGGAUUGAGGAGCACGGAGAGACAUUUCUGUCCAAACACACAGGUGUUGGCAAGUCGCUUGUUAAAGCAGAGGCUCUGUUGAAGAGACACGAUGAGUUUGAAAGCAUUGCACAGAAUACCUACACAAAUGCAGCUAAACUACUCGAAGCCGCGCGCCAUCUGGCGAGUACAGGGGAGUGCAAUCCGGACGAAAUACAGAAGCGCGUUGACUACUUCGAACAGCGCGUCCAAGAGUUUAUCAGUCGGGUGAACAGACGGAAAACUUUGCUGAAAUUAGCUGUCAAUUUCUAUUCCCGGACACAAAAGCUCUCUGAACUGGUGGAGCAGCUAAAAGCGCAGCUAGAGCUCGAAGAGGUUUCCGACAAUCCGGACAACAUUGCUACUGUGUUAACGAACUUAAAACACCAGGGGGAAGCAACCUUGGAUUCGAUUCACACAGCCAUUGAUGAAGGAGAAACGAUCAUCGAGGAACUCAAGCUUGCCAGCUCUGAUGGUGUGGACUCGAGUUCGCUACAGCAUGUGGAGAAAGUUAUCAAAGAACUUGACAGAGUACGGAGAGCCAUUGAACAUUCAUGGACGCGAAGGAGACAACAAUUAGAGUGUUGGUUACAACUGCGGGAAUUCGAGAGAUCUGCAAAACUGCUGAAAGAUCGUCUGGAAAUUUGCGAGGAGCAUUUGGAAAAAGGAAGUGUCGCCCUGGAUUUACCUCGAGCAAAACAGUCGCUCGCCCAUCUUGAGGAGCAAAUGAAAGACAUUGAAAAUGCCGCCAUGAGAACGUUUUGUCGCGGCGAGGAACUUAUAGAUUAUUUAAAACAAUCCGAGAUAGAACUGCGCGUGAAGGAUCCGUUAACGUUAGAGAACAUAGACGCUCAAUCGCACAUUCAUAAUUUACUAGAAGUUUUACAUCGCAAAAGGAGAGAUCUACGGGAUCUGGCGGAGGAGAGAAAGAUAAAACUGGAACAGAAUUUGCUCUUACGCCAAUUAGAGAGUGAUGCAAAACAGGUUGUCGGCUGGGUACGGAAUGGCGAGGCUAUGCUUUACGCCAGCACCGAACUUGGGACAUCACUCGUUGAGGCAGAGGCUCUUUUAAGAGAACACGAGGAAUUUCAGAGAGCCAUUGAGAAAACAUGUCAAAGUGCCACUGAAGUUCGGCAACGCGCCGACAAAUUAAUUAAAGAUGGUCACUUUGAUCCUGAGGCCAUCCGGAACUGCGCGGGAAGUAUGAGUAGACGAUGGGAACUGCUCAUGAGCAAGUCGGAGGAAAGAAGGAAAGUUGUCACGGCCUCGUACAGCUUCUUCAAGUCUGCAGAUCAGGUGUCCAUUUCAAUGGACCGCCUCAUUCGUGAUUACAAACUAGAAGAGGGAGACCCAUGUAGUAAACUGAUCGAAACCGAUUCGAUGAAACGCCUGGAAGCUAUGAAAGCCAUCGUCCAAAGCUAUGACGAAGACAAGGAAUCCAUCGCCACAGGCCUGCUGGACGUGAAGCGGAACGCUGACUCAUUUUUGUCUACGAUCGCACCUUUAAGUAGUGAGCGUCCCGACAUAACUAUUGAGCGAGUUAAGGAAUCACAAGAACAACUCAAAGCGCAGGAACAACAAGUGUUAGAAGUUUGGAACGUUAGACGGACGUUAGCAGAUUACUGUUUGCAGUUUCUUGAGCUGGAACAGUGCGCUAAAGAGGCACUGGAUUGGAUUCAUGAAAAUGGCGAGUUUUAUUUGUCGAGUCGGACGGGAGAAGGUGACUCGGACGCUCAAACAAAAGAGCUUUUAGAUGAACACCAAGAGUUCAAGGAGGCUUCAGAGCAAAUCAGAGAGAGAGUCAAAUCCAUGUUACACCAAGCGGAAACACUGAUAGCCAAAUCCUGUUACCAUAGUGACGGAAUCAGGCAAUGGGCCACGGCAGUUGAGAAAAGAUACAAAGAUUUUGCUCGACGGAUGCAAAAAUAUCGUGCAAAACUCGAGAACAAGCUGGGAUAUACUGCUUCGGAACACGAGGAUGAUGUGGAAUGGCCGAGCCUGCAGUCGUUACACACACAGGGCCAACAACAACAGCAAGCGUUUGCUUUAAGGGAGACUUCUAAGGACAGCGGUAUCCAUGAAAUGACUGAGGAAAAGAGACGCUCUGCCGCCAUGUCUAACAGCUCUGAAGUUCCACCUGGUCUUGCGGGAAAAGAAAGCAUAAUUUUUGGCAACAUCGAGGACAUUUACAACUUUCAUAACAGCACUUUUCUGCAAGCUCUAGAGAAGUUUGAAACGAAUCCUGAGAACGUUGGAGAUGCGUUUCAGGAAUGGGGAGAAUCGUUUGUUGGCAUGUAUGUGGCCUAUUGCAAGAACAAGCCUUUCUCAAACUCCCUUCUCAUCGAGCACGGAGGGAGCUUUUUUGCGGAUCUACAAGCUAGCUAUGGGCAUGGUUUAUCCAUCUCUGCAUAUCUUAUAAAACCUGUUCAAAGAAUAACCAAAUACCAGCUACUUUUAAAGGAUCUUCUGACGUGCUGUGAAGAGGGAUCCGAGUGUAGUCUCCAGGCGGGUUUGGAUGUGAUGCUAAGCGUACCGAGGCGAGCUAACGACGCCAUGUACGUGAACAUGCUGCACGGAUACGAUGAGAACAUUGAUUCUUUAGGAAAAGUUGUGUUACAGGACUCUUUCACUGUCUUUGAUCCAAAGCAGCUAAGAAGAAAGGGAAAAGAACGCCAUAUUUUCCUCUUCGAGCAAGCGUUACUUUUCAGCAAGGAGACCAAAGAUGCAGAUGGAAAAAUCAAGUAUCUUUACAAAAACAAAAUGAAGACCCCCGAGUUAGGAAUAACAGAGCACAUUGCAGAGGAUUCUUGUAAAUUCGCUGUGUGGACGGGAAAACCUCCACAGUCUGAGGAUAAACGCGUCAUGAAAGCAAGAUCUUUGGAAUGCAAGCAACUGUGGGUGAAAGAACUGAGGGAAGUCAUUCAGAAUUUCCAGUUUGGUACCCUUAGAGAGAGAACGACCUCCAUGACGAGCUCGACUAGUUCUGUGACAACUACUGCCUCGAUGAAGAGCCGCGAGGAGAAAGCUGCUGACCGGGAAAGUGGUGUUAUAGAAGAUGAUACCAUCUCGGGCGACUUCGACAACUUCCCUGAAGGAAAGGUGUUGGAAUACAACGAUAAUGUGUGGUCGGUCACCGAGAAUUAUAAGGCAGGAAAUGAUGAAGAGAUCUCACUGAAAAAAGGUCAGCUCGUCGAAGUCCUUGUUAAACCACAUGGAAGCUCCCGCUGGCGAGUUCGCUUGCUGUUGAGCGAAGGAAUUCAUCCCUCCGAAGGAUGGGUUCCACAUAACGCGUUAAAGCGUUCAGACGAGCGAGAUACGAAGAAGAAACGGCAUUCGGACAUCUCCCAUUCGAGCAGCGAAGAUUCUGUCUCUUUGUCUUCGUCUGACAGUCCUACCACUUCUUGGUACCAGGGCCAACCCACCAAUAAUAAUGGUAGCUCGCCCCCAGUCCGCCGACGAUCCAAAUCGGGCCCUCAGCUUUCUCUUAGAAAACGCUCGUGGAGUAAAAUUAAAAUGAGCAAUAAACCAACCACUGACCAGUCUCCAGGAACACCCACACGGAUGCCAAAGGGGGUCUCAGGGGGUGGGUCUAAGAAGCUUCAACAACUCCUGGGAGCCAGUGAGAGUGACAUCGAUCUGCUAGUGAGACCCGCUGAGAUUGUAUCUACGCAUACACAUAGGAGCAUUCCGGAGGAGCUGAGUGAUUCGCACAAUGGCGGUAAUCCUGAAGGAACAGCAUAUCUGCCUGUUCAGCCUUCCACAAGCGAAGGAGAACUAAAACUUCAUCUUAGCGAUGACGAGGAAGACGAUGAUGACGUAGAAGAUGACUUUGAGAAUGAGUACGACAAAACACCGGAAGAGGAAGAAGAAGAAGAAGAGCCACAACUUCCGGUGGAGCACGAUGAUCCACAAGAGGAAGAAGCCGAAGACGAAGAACAAAUCGGAGGAGAGGAGACCGAGGAACAAGAGGUCGAUAUUGCGCCAUCUACGCCAACCCAAGAUCAUGAAGACCCUGAAGCUGUGGCGCUCAAGAAAAGAACAUUUGUGUUAAAGGAACUGAUUCAAACAGAAAAAGAUUAUGUCAAAAGUCUCGGAGAAGUUGUAGAGGGUUUCAUUGUUGAACUUGCAAAGCCAGAGACGCCUGAAGAACUGAAGGGAAAAACGAGGGUGUUAUUUGGCAACAUACAACAAAUCUACGAGUGGCACAAGAACAAAUUCUUAAAAGAACUGGAGAAAUGUGAGGAUGCACCUGAGAAGCUAGCCUCUUGCUUUUUAACGUCUGAACGUUACCUCAAAUUUUAUAUCUUUUACUGCCAAAAUAAACCCAAGUCCAUGAAUCUUGUCCACGAAUUCCGUGAGACAUAUUUUGCGGAAGUCACCGAGCGUCUCGGCUAUCGACUUGGCAUUGAGGAUUACCUGAUUAAACCGGUUCAACGAAUCAUGAAGUACCAGCUCCUCCUCAAAGACUUUGUCAAAUAUACAGGCAAGGCGGGACUGGACACUACAGAACUCAAGAAAGCUCUGGAUAUGAUGUACGUUGUUCCUAAGAAAGCCAAUGAUAUGAUGAACGUUGGAAUGCUUGAGGGUUACACGGGCAAGAUAGCAGCGCAAGGAACUCUGAUUAUGCAGGACACACUGAUGGUGUCUGAUCCAGAGACUCGUAAACCAUGCAAGCGGCAAGUGUUUUUGUUUGAGCAGCUCAUGAUCUUCAGUGAACCUUUUGAGAGGAAGCUGGAUUGGACAGUGUACAUAUACAGACACAGCAUCAAGGUGAAUCACAUGAAUUAUAUGGAAGGGGUGGGUGAUGAUCAGUUGUCGUUCGCCAUUUGGACCGGUUCAGACCCUGACGCGGAAAUCUUUACCAUGACCGCGAGCUCAGCCGAGAAGAAGAAAGACUGGUUACAAGCACUACAAAAGAUGCGGGAAUCUCAACGAGCGUUUGCUAUGGAAUCGCCUGAAGCGGGGCAAUUUUUAAACCAAGGACACAGAGCGUUAGAAAGACCAAUAGAAUAUCAGAAACAACAAGCCAACGGCCUUCCUCCCGCAUUGACUCCUGGGUCCCCUGUUACGACUCAGGGUCAGGUGACCCCAUCAAGCAGCACGACUCUACCGCUGACCACCUCUGCCACUCGCGGGCACAGCCUAAGCCUUCCUAACACUGGCUCACUAAAGAAAGCGUCACAGAUACCAGUCCCCUCUAGUCAAACCAGUCGUCUUAAGCACAUGAAUCUCAUCGCUCUGGAAACUGCUCAAUCUCUGGAGGACCUGACGUCGCCUUUCUCGAAUACUUCGCGUACUAAAGAACGUUUCGUGGUACUGGAGGAUUUCAAGUCCAAAGACAAAGAUCAUCUUUCUGUGAAGAAAGGAGAAGUUGUGUACCUGGUGUCCAACAAGAAACACGACAAGAACUGGCGAUAUGUUUGUAAUUUCACCGAGGACAAACUCGGACUUGUGCCCGCCAAGAUCUUGAGAAAAGAAGCCAACAACAAUCUCGAAGAUUCAGAAACUCCGAUGUCUCCCAAGAAAACGGCCGGAACAUUUUCAAGGAAAAAGGUUUCAAGGCAUGAGAGUUUUACAAUGGCUAAAAAGAGUAAAGAGAAGAUUCUUCCGUCUAUUACACGUCAUCGGAGCUUUAAUACGAGUGACAACAAAGAUAGACGGACACAAAAGAAACAGAAAGACUCCUAUCUGAAUGCCUUCUCCAACAAGAUAAAACAAAAUAUCGAUAAAUACCGAACCGAAUUGAGUACAGAAAAUGCAAAUGAUAGCGAAGACAUUCCUGUCGCCUCAUCGAAUCAAAAAGGAAACUCCGAAAUCACUUUCAUCGAAGUUCUUCGUGACGUCACUGUUAAAAGCGGCCACCAUUUACGGCUUCAGUGCAAAUUAUCAUCGCUCCCCACCCACCCCCUCACGGUGACCUGGACUAAGAACCAGCAUGCCAUAGAAAAUUACGACAAUAUCAGGCUAGUUAAAGACGGAGUCACAUAUGCGUUGGACAUCACGCAAACGGAGACUGCUGAUACAGGUCACUACAGGUGUUCUGUCACGUGCGGGUCACGCCGCAUCACUUGCUCCGCUAACGUUGCCGUGUUAGGUGUUCCUGAACCUCCUUCGAAACCUUGCGUCAGAGAAAUGACCUCAUCAUCGCUCGUGUUGCACUGGGAACCACCUAAGUUGGACGGGGGUAAAGAAAUCACCGCGUACACUGUGGAGUAUAAGGAGACUGGGGUGAGUGUGUGGCAGGCGGCGGUGCCAUUUGUGGCAGGAAACAGCACGCUAAUUGAUGAUCUUACGCCGGGCGCCACGUACCAGUUCCGAGUCAGUGCUAAUAACGAGAUUGGUAUCAGUCGACCCAGUCCUAUCUCGGAUUCUAUAACACUGGACGUCGAAAGCGACGAUGAAAAAAAGAAAAAAAACAAGAGGAAAGUGCGCUCCAACUCGCGAAGUGAUCCUAUUGUUUGGAAAAAAGAUAUCGAAGAUUAUUAUAACAUUUACGCCGAGCUUGGAAGGGGCCGUUUUUCUGUUGUCAAGAAGAGCGUAGAAAAAGCAACAGGGCAGGAAUACGCCGCUAAACUGGUCAAGAAACGAAUGGUCGGCAAAGAGGAAGUAGAAGACGAGAUUUAUCUCCUUCGAAGACUCAAACAUCCUAAUUUGAGUGGAUUUAUCGACGCUUUCGAUACAACGAAGAACUUUGUAAUAAUUGUCGAACUUCUUGCCGGUGGUCGGUUGUUCGAUCAUCUGGUCGUUAUGGACAAUUUAACGGAGAAAGUUGCCAUAGGUCAUGUGAGGGAAAUACUCGAAGGAGUUCAGCAUCUUCGAGAUCUUUCUAUCGUGCACCUCGACCUAAAGCCGCAAAACCUUCUCCUGGAUGGUGGGCCGUUACCAAAAGUGAAAAUAAUUGAUUUUGGUUGUGCAACGGAGAUUUCCGACUCAGAAUCUGCAGUUAAACAAGUGUUUGGAAAUCCUGAGUGUGCUGCUCCAGAAUUAGUGAACAGACAACCUGUAGACUUCACAACAGAUACAUGGAGUAUAGGCGUUAUUACAUACAUCAUAUUGAGCGGAGUUUCACCGUUUCAUGGGGAAUCAGUGGAAGAAACUUGUCGAAACAUCACAGAAGUUAAAUACGAAUUCAAUCCGAAGCAUUUUGAACCAAUUUCACAGCAAGGAAAGGAUUUCAUCUCCUCGUUACUUGUUAAAAAUUCGAAAAAAAGAGCCGACUGUCAAAAUUGUCUAAAUUCUCAAUGGAUUAAGAUGAUUAGUCCCAGGCCUCCUAGUCCAGUUAGACAAGUUAAACUCAACAUAUCACGGUUAGCGGCCUUCAACGCGAGGAGAAGAAAUCAGCACGACCUUACGCCAUUACCAAUGAAUAAGAACGUCAAGAACACCACGACUGUAUAGCAUUAAGUUUCAAGAAUUUUACUUACGGAUAGAAAGUUAGCCCUCUGUUUCGUCACUUUUGUAAAAAACUAUUCAUGUAAUGAGGAAAUUGUGCACAUUUUCAAGUUGUACAGCUGUAAUAUAUUUUGAGCGGUCUUGUAUGUAAAAGAAUAGGUUAUUUUUUAAUGAAAAUUUAUGAAACCUUUUCAAAACAAUAUGUAAAUUGUAGAUUCGCAUCCAGUCGACCAGUGAGAGGUCGCUGGGACUAGAAAUGUUUAAAGGAGAAGAGAAAUUUAUUGCUUUGUUUUAGUUAUCUGCAGAAUGGUGGAGGUUCCCACCAUUUUCCUAAAUAGCUUUUUAAGGGAAAUAAUUUUUGUUUUCGUGGACAACCAAUUCUUUGCAAACGUUUUAGUUCGAUUUGCUAGUUCGAUUUGCUUGUUUGAUUUCGUGCGACGGUUGUCGUUCAGUUGCAGCGGCGUCGCUUCUGAUGGAUCGGUGCGUUGUGUAACAUAGAAUAUUGUGUAUUGGACGGUUGAGUAUGUAAAGAUGUCGUGGAUUUAUUUUCUGUUAUUCAACGCAAGUCCAAAGAUGCAAGUUUGUUUUCAGUGGUUUUUUAGUUUUUGUAGUACUUCUCUUUUCCCCUCUGUCAGUUUCCUUCACAAACCAAUUAAAAAGAAGCAUUCGUUGGAUUAUUUUUGCGCUAAAUUCCCCUUUAUUACCAGCAAAGAUACUAUUUUCCAGCAUUUGCCAAAUUGCUGGCUUAUUUAUUAACUUAAUGACGAGGUUAAUGACAGAAAUUAUGCAUAGCAUUCAGAAAUUGUUUGAGAAAUAAAACGUGAAGAAUUUA
Molecule: messenger RNA, 9988 nt
Organism: Pocillopora damicornis (cauliflower coral)
Lineage: Eukaryota; Metazoa; Cnidaria; Anthozoa; Scleractinia; Pocilloporidae
Product: kalirin
Biological process (GO): protein phosphorylation
Cellular component (GO): cytoplasm; extrinsic component of membrane
Molecular function (GO): protein binding; guanyl-nucleotide exchange factor activity; ATP binding
Source: RefSeq, a predicted model, not a curated record